UUGUGGGUGGAGCUAGUGGCGCAGUGGCAGGUGGAGCUAGUGGCGCAGUUGUGGGUGGAGCUAGUGGCGCAGUGGCAGGUGGAGCUAGUGGCGCUGGGACAGUAGGAGCUAGUGGCGCAGUGGCAGGUGGAGCUAGUGGCGCAGUGGCAGGGGGAGCUAGGGCUGGUGAAGGUAGUAGCGCAGGGCCCGGUGGAGUUAGCGGUGGAGGGGCAGGUGGAGUUAGUGGCGCAGGGGCUGGUGGAGUUAGUGGUGCAGGGGCAGGUGGAGUUAGUGGCGCAGGGGCUGGUGAAGGUAGUGGCGCAGGGGCAGGUGGAGUUAGUGGCGCAGGGGCUGGUGAAGGUAGUGGUGCAGGGGCAGGGGCGUGA
Molecule: messenger RNA, 365 nt
Organism: Candidula unifasciata
Lineage: Eukaryota; Metazoa; Mollusca; Gastropoda; Stylommatophora; Geomitridae
Source: the annotation of a GenBank genome assembly